GUCCUCUCCAUCUCUCAACCAAUCCGCGCAUUGCUUGGAGCGAGGCCGCCGCGAUACGCUCGAAUUGUUGUGUCUCACGUACGGAGAGCUGUUCGCAUCUACCGCACGGUCGAACACGCUAUUAGGGUAUAAACACGGUGACAUGAACGCGUCAGAUGCGUUCACGUCUACCGUGGUGGGAUGCUCCUUUGCUUCAUUUUCUUCGGAGGCACUCUAGGGCAAAGCAUCUACUACUUCCGUCAGUUCACUCGUGACGGGCUCACUCUGAAGGGCCUGGUUGUCAGUCUUUUCCUUUUAGACACUGUGAAGGCAUUUCUCCACGCACAGUUGCUUUCGUACUGGUUUGUCAACCACCAUUCCGACGCUUCUAUACUAUUGUUACUUCCGUUGUCGUACACGGUCCACUUCAUCAUAUCCACAACAUGUGUGUUUCUCGUGCAAGGUCUCUAUAUCCGUAACAUAUGGGCUUUACUGCGAGGCCGGUGGUACCAGAACUAUGUUACGGGAGUGGGGGUUGCUCUGGCCACUAUAUCUUUGGCAUGCGGGCUCGUCGCAGCUCACGACAUUCUUACGAGCAUAAGCGACGUCGAAGCCAUUCAACGCGUCGAGGUAUCGGGUAGGAUCGAGGGUUACACGGCUGUUGCAGUCGAUGUUUACAUAACGGCCGUCCUUUGUUUCAUUUUCCACCGCGCUCGGACGGGGUACGAACCGACGGAGAACCUCAUCUUCAGGCUCAUGGCGUUCACCAUCAACCGAGGUAUCCUACUCUUUGUGAUCCAGCUGUUAGUGAUAGUCACGUACAGGCCUAACGGCACUCAAGCACUCGACGGGGUUUACUGCUUUGCCGGCACUCUGAACGUCAACUGCGCCCUCGCUACGUUGAACGCACGAUCUGGCAGAGGCGACCUGAUCGCAAGUCAACUGAGCAGCUUCGACGCUCACUCCGGAACGUCACCGGCCGGAGGCCAUGACGAGUCGACGGACGACUUGCACGAUAAGUUGCAACGGAAGGCGAGCGAAGAGAAGUAACAAUAAGGCUCCUAGCGAUAUAGAGAGGAAAGUACGAUAGGCAUCUAGCCUAGGAUAGUGGAUAAUGCGGAUUGGCCUCACCUCGACAACGUGCGCUGAUAGACGGCGGAGAGAGACUUUUGCGGUAGCCAUGUUGCGUGAAAGCCAGCCGGACGUCAGUGACCGUUACUCUAGGGAAAGUUCGUCUAAAUGUCUGUUUCCAGGUCGCCUCGUCUCCAAGUAACAAUUGCAAUAACACAGGCCAUCAGCCGGUGUCGGUCAGCGCAAGAAGCCCCGGGGUAGGCCUACCGACCGAGGAUGGAAGACAAGAGAGGAGACGGAGGUAGAGGACGGGACCACGCCGCGCGCAGAGGAAAGCGACUCGGAGGCACCAGCGUGCAGCCACAGUGAAUGGUACAGAAUAGGCGCCUUAACGUGAUCCCUCGGUGACAGGCCACAACAACUGCGCG
This is a messenger RNA of Fomitopsis serialis, 1478 nucleotides long. RefSeq lists its product as uncharacterized. The record is from RefSeq and is a predicted model, not a curated record. Bases 181 to 1029 code for a protein of 282 amino acids. NCBI's taxonomy places the organism in Eukaryota, Fungi, Basidiomycota, Agaricomycetes, Polyporales, Fomitopsidaceae. The transcript has 22 exons.